CCGAAACUGAGAGCUGGAUGCUAAACUGACUGAGCCACCCAGGUGCCCCGAGUUCUUUUUAAUUUGAUGGUCUGCAAAAACUCCAUCUCCAAAUAAGACGAUAUUUGGGGUUCAACUUCAACAUAAUCGGGGAUGGGGGGGUUACACAAUUCAGCCGUAACACCACCCCCCAACCCAGGAUGGACACAACGGGGCCAAGGGCGGAGAGUGUGGGGCUGAGCCCCGGGACAAAGUGUCCCCAGGUAGGUGGCCACUUGCUUUGGGCCGGAACAUUCUCUGCUCCGGGGGAAGGGGGAAUAGAUAGCUAAAUUUUAAGUUUUGUUUUAUUGAAAUCCUCCUCUCUGUGCCUUCCUGUUCUUGCCCCACCUUUCGAUUUUCAGAUGCGGACGCGGUCGCGGCACAGAUACUGUCCCUCCUGCCGUUGAAGUUCUUUCCAAUCAUCGUCAUCGGGAUCAUUGCACUGAUAUUAGCACUGGCCAUUGGUCUGGGCAGUGAGUACAAUUCAUUAUUUAGUAGGCUCUCAAAUGCCUAUUCAGGCAUUUAAACUUUCAUGAGCCCCCCCCAUUCCCCCUGCCCCCAGCUCAUGCCACUCAGCCUUAAUUACUGGAGGCAAAUGUCUUUGGGGUUUGCUGACUUUGAGUUUUAUUUGCCUGCACGAGUGUAAAGCCAGCCUGGGGCCCAGGAGGGGCUGCUGGCCACACUCGGGGCUUUGUCACCAAGGAACCUGCCCAGUUGGAAGUGUCCCAAAGCAGCUGAUGAAAUAGAAUCCUGCGGGCAGGAGGGGGUGCGUGGCCGGGAGGAGAAGACAAGGAGGCCAUUCAUGCCGGGCCGGGCAUACCUGCUAUUUUUAAAAGAAGGUUCAUGUGGCUUUUGAGAAAGUGAGUCAUUUGGAUGGGCUCUGAUAGGGAACAGUAUCUCAUUUCCUCUUUCAAAUGACCGGCCCACCUGCUCGGCUGUGUGGUCUGUGGUCCCUUCUCUUCUUGCCCGGAGUCGGAGACAACAGGUGGUGGAUUGGGGGCUGCGUGGCCCUCACUCAGAGCUCCUUGCUCAGCAGGCUCAGCCAGUCGGCCCACAGCCAGGCCCUUUCUCUCUUGACCUUGAACCCCACGCAUUGUGGCUCCAGGCCACAUAGUGAGACAGCGGCCCCACCCUCUGGAAUUUGGCACAGAAACCGGGCUGAGGGAAACAGGCUGCAAUUUCAGUGCAGGUUUCAUUAUUGAUGGUUUCAUUAUUGAUGGCUCAAGGCCACGUGGUCAGUGGAUGGUUGUUAGUGUUGAGCACCGAAGAAGCCCUUCCUUGCCACACCCGUCUUCUCCUUUCCUCAGUCCACUUCGAUUGUUCCGGAAAGUACAGGUGUCGCUCGUCUUUCAAGUGUAUUGAACUGACAGCUCGAUGUGACGGGGUCUCUGACUGCAGGGAUGGGGAGGACGAGUACCGCUGCGUCCGCGUGAGCGGCCGGAACGCGGUGCUGCAGGUCUUCACGGCUGCCGCCUGGAGGACCGUGUGCUCUGACGACUGGAGGGGUCACCACGCUAACGUCGCCUGUGCCCAGCUGGGGUUUCCAAGCUACGUGAGUUCAGACGCCCUCAAGGUCGACUUAGUGGAAGAGCGGCUGCAGGGGGGCUUCGCUUCCGUCAAUCACCUGCUGCCGGAUGACAAAGUGACGGCUCUCCACCACUCGGUGUACGUGAGGGAGGAAUGUGCCUCGGGUCACGUGGUUGCCUUGAAGUGCAUGGCCUGCGGUCUGAGAAUGGGCUACAGCUCGCGCAUCGUGGGUGGAAACGUGUCCUCGCUCGCGCAGUGGCCGUGGCAGGCCAGCCUCCAGUUCCAGGGCUACCACUUGUGUGGGGGCUCUGUCAUCACGCCCGUGUGGGUGGUCACCGCUGCCCACUGCGUCCACGACCUGUACAUCCCCAAGUCGUGGACCAUCCAGGUGGGCCUGGUUUCCCUGCUCGACAGUCCGGCCCCUUCCCACCUGGUGGAAAAGAUCAUCUACCAUAGCAAGUACAAGCCCAAGAGGCUGGGCAAUGACAUUGCCCUCAUGAAGCUGGCCGGGCCGCUCACCUUCAACGAGAUGAUCCAGCCGGUCUGUCUGCCCAACUCCGAGGAACAGUUCCCUGAUGGAAAAAUGUGCUGGACGUCAGGAUGGGGGGCCACAGAGGAUGGAGGCGAUGCGUCCCCGGUCCUCAACCACGCAGCCGUGCCUUUACUCUCCAACAAGAUCUGCAACCACAGAGAUGUGUAUGGAGGCAUCGUCUCCCCCUCCAUGCUCUGCGCCGGCUACCUGAAGGGCGGUGUGGACAGCUGCCAGGGAGACAGCGGGGGACCGCUGGUGUGUCAGGAGAGGAGGGUGUGGAAGUUGGUGGGAGCGACAAGCUUUGGCAUCGGCUGUGCCGACGUGAACAAGCCCGGCGUCUACACGCGCAUCACCUCCUUCCUGGACUGGAUCCACGAGCAGUUGGAGAGGGACCUGAAAACCUGAAGACAGGGGAACGGGCCGCCACCUUGAGUUCCCGCCUUGAUGGAGACACCCCGUCCUUCCGCGGGUCCCCGGGUGGAAACUCGCGGCCUGAGCCAGCGCCUCGGGUACUCUUCCUUCUGGAGCCACCGCGGAGCCCCAGGAAGGAGCAUCUUUCUGCCCCGGCACCUCCAGAACAGCUCCUAGCCCCUCUUCGAGCCACUGGGGUGUCGGGCUAAAAUGGCCCUGAAGCUCCUUUGUGACGUGCCCUUCACUGAGCUCAGAAGCAGGAACGCCUUCGUGGUGCUACCUUGCCCCCCUCGUCCAUUUGGUUUUCUCUGCCCUGGGGCAUUCACCAUGACCGACGAGACAGGCAGAUCUCACCACAGGCCACACCGGUGCCCAGUGGGGACACGCCAGCCCGGAGCCACAAGGGGGUGUCGUGAUAAAUGUCCCUGUCUGCACGUUUUUUAUCCCUAGGCGCCGGAACCAAAUCAGGUCUUUCUACUUCCAAGAUCCCUUUUUGCCUGUGAGAACUUAACCCACAAGUGAUUCUUUGUUAGGUUUCUUUCUAGUCUCUCUUUGUAGUAUUUGGUGCUUGGUGUAGUAUUUGUCCUUUACUUCCAAGGGACGUGUGCUCUCUUAACGCACCCGUCAAUCAGAGCUCGUCUGAAUGAAUACCGA
Molecule: messenger RNA, 3142 nt
Organism: Leopardus geoffroyi (Geoffroy's cat)
Lineage: Eukaryota; Metazoa; Chordata; Mammalia; Carnivora; Felidae
Gene: TMPRSS3
Product: transmembrane serine protease 3
Exons: 10
Coding region: 1220-2482 (420 amino acids)
Biological process (GO): proteolysis; acrosome reaction
Cellular component (GO): membrane
Molecular function (GO): protein binding; serine-type endopeptidase activity
Source: RefSeq, a predicted model, not a curated record